GCGGCUCGCAGUAUAAGCAGCGCAGCGGGCACCUCCCACCAAACACUUUCUUCCUCCCUUGCUACCGUAAUACUGCAAUCUGUCUGACCUUGGUUGACGGCGUGACACUGCAAGCGCACGCCCUCCAUUCAUAGCAGUCCAAUCAAACGGGUACGGGAGUCCUGUCGUGUCCCCACCCUGCCGGCCCGCGAGCGCGGUGCUUUAUUCAGCGCCCGGAAGUGUGCUCUGCCCAGCGACACCUAAUCUAUCUCGCCCUCUGCCACUCCUGAAGCUGGUCUUCUGCUAUUACUACCGCUCGCUCUCUGUUCUCCGCCGCCAUUCCCACCGCUGGCCCUUGCAUGUCGCAAUAAGACCGGUCGAUCCGCUCAUUUUCCUCGUACGAGCCGCGCAACCGCGCUGACAGACUGACGACGCCCCGUGGACCCACGCGAACACAACAGGACAGGGACACGCCCAGCGCGACGCUACACAGUACACAACCAGCCAUGGCUUCUACGACAGGAGCUGCGCACAUGGCGACAACCACGCUGAAGGUCGAGGGCAUGACAUGCGGCGCAUGUACUUCUGCCAUCGAGUCGGGCUUCCAGGGCGUGGCCGGCGUCGGAAACGUGUCCAUCAGCCUGGUCAUGGAGCGCGCCGUUGUUUCUCACGACCCGGAGGUUAUCUCUGCCGACGAUGUGAAGGAGAUUAUCGAAGACAGGGGCUUCGACGCCGAGGUGCUGUCAACGGACCUGCCAGUCUCGCACACGACCGACGACCACUUCCUGAGUGACUCGGAAGACGAGGAGGACGCCCUGCUGGCAAACGACGGCUGGUCGACCACCACGCUCUCUGUGGGAGGCAUGACGUGUGGCGCCUGCACGUCUGCGGUGGAGGGCGCGUUCAAAGACGUUGCGGGAAUCAAAUCGUUCAGCAUAUCGCUGCUCUCAGAACGCACCGUCAUCGAGCACUGGACCAAAAUCAUCACGCCCGAGCAGCUGGCCGAGACAAUAGAAGACGUUGGAUUCGACGCAAAGGUGCUGGAAACCGUUGCCGACUCGCCUGCGCCAAAGAAGAGGAGCGGAAAGAAGUCGAGAACCAUGACCACCACCCUGGCCGUCGAGGGCAUGACCUGCGGAGCCUGUACGUCUGCGAUCGAGGGCGGCUUCAAGGACGUGCCUGGCGUGUACCAGUUCAACAUCAGCCUGCUCGCAAACCGCGCGGUGCUCGUGCACGACCCCGCGAAGCUGAGUGCGGAGAAGAUCGCAGAAACCAUCGAGGACUGCGGAUUCGACGCCACGAUCCUGUCGUCGGAAGAUGCCAGUUUGCAGCAGGCUUCGACAGCCAAUGCGCCCAUCAACCUCAAGAUCUACGGCCUGCCGGACAUCGAGGCUGCGCAGGAACUGGAGGGCAUGCUUAGGAACCGGUCAGGCGUCACCUCCGCACAGAUCAACUUUUCUACCUCGCGGGCGAUUAUCAAGCGCGAGCCCCAGAUCAUUGGGCUCCGGGCUAUAGUCGAAGCCAUCGAGGCAGCGGGCUACAACGCAUUGGUCUCGGAUUCUGACGACAACAACGCUCAGCUCGAAUCUCUCGCCAAGACCAAAGAGAUCCAGGAGUGGAGACAUGCACUCAUCUUCUCGGCCUGGUUUGCCCUCCCCGUCCUCCUCACCAGCAUGAUCUUCCCCAUGUUUUUGCCGUUCCUCGACUACGGCCGGUUCAGGAUCUUGCCCGGCCUCUACCUUGGCGAUGUCGUCUGUCUCGCCCUCACCAUCCCGGUGCAGUUCGGCAUUGGCAAGCGCUUCUACAUCUCCGCCUACAAGUCUCUCAGCCACGGCUCUCCAACAAUGGACGUGCUGGUUGUUCUGGGUACUUCUUCGGCCUUCUUCUUCAGCGUCGCGUCAAUGCUUGUGUCCAUUUUCGUGCCGCCGCACACCAAGCCCACGACACUGUUCGACACCAGCACCAUGUUGUUCACCUUUAUCAGCUUGGGCCGCUACCUCGAGAACAGCGCAAAGGGCAAGACCUCCAAAGCACUGUCCAGGCUCAUGUCUCUUGCGCCCUCCAUGGCCACCAUCUACGCUGACCCGAUUGCUGCCGCCAAGGCUGCCGAGGGCUGGGAUGCCGUUGACGAGAAGGACAGCCGCCCCUCGAUGGAUGUCAGCGCUGCGGAAGAACGAGUGAUUGCUACCGAGCUCAUCGAGGUUGGCGACGUGGUCAUUCUGCGCCCUGGCGACAAGAUCCCCGCAGAUGGUACAGUCACACGUGGCGAGUCCUACCUCGAUGAGAGCAUGGUCACUGGUGAAGCAAUGCCCAUCCUCAAGAAGAAGGGUGCGCUUCUCAUGGCUGGUACUGUCAACGGCGCGGCCCGCAUGGAGUUUGUCGUCACGCGUGCCGGUCGCGACACCCAGCUCAGCCAGAUCGUCCGCCUUGUGCAGGAGGCGCAGACCAGCCGUGCGCCGAUCCAGCGUCUCGCGGAUACUCUUGCUGGAUACUUCGUCCCUAUCAUUAUCACGCUUGGCCUUGCUACGUUUGUUGCCUGGAUGGUCCUGAGCCAUCUCUUGCCCUACCCUCCCAAGGUCUUCCUCAACCACGCUAGUGGUGGAAAGCUCAUGGUCUGCUUCAAGCUCUGCAUCGCUGUUAUUGUCUUCGCUUGUCCCUGUGCCCUCGGCCUUGCAACUCCCACCGCGGUCAUGGUCGGUACUGGUGUCGGCGCCGAGCAAGGUAUUCUAGUCAAGGGUGGUGCGGUGCUGGAGACUGCUACCAAGGUCAACCACGUCCUGUUUGACAAGACCGGCACUCUCACGGUUGGCAAGAUGAGCGUCUCCAAGGCCGAUAUCCAAGGCGAGUGGGCCAACAAGAAGAAUCUGUGGUGGACACUGAUCGGUCUUGCCGAGAUGGGCUCUGAACAUCCUAUCGCCAAGGCCAUUGUUCGAUCCGCGAAGGAGCACCUCCGCCUUGGACCCGAUGGUGUCCUUGACGGUGCUGUCGGUGACUUUGAAGCCGUAGUCGGCAAAGGAAUCAGCGCCUACGUCGAAGCUGCCGUCUCGGGCCCACGCAUCCGCCACAAGGUCCUCAUCGGCAACGCCACCUUCCUCCUCUCCGAAGGCGUCAACGUCCCCGACCUCGUCGACGAGCCCCUCACGCCCAACCCCAACGCCCGCAACCCCCAGGCCCGCUCCGCCGGCAUCACGACAAUCCACACCGCCAUCGGCACCACCUACACCGGCGCCCUCAGCCUCUCCGACACCAUCAAGCCCUCCGCCCGUGCCGUUGUCGCCGCCCUCACCCGCCUCGGCAUAAGCUCGUCGAUCGUCACCGGCGACACCUCCGCGUCGGCCCUCGUCGUCGCAGCCGCCGUCGGCAUCGACUCGGCCGACGUCCACGCCUCGGCGACGCCCGCCGACAAGAAAGCCAUCGUCGCAGACCUCCAGUCGCGCGGCCUCGUCGUCGGCAUGGUCGGCGACGGCAUCAACGACUCGCCCGCGCUCGCCGCAGCCGACAUCGGCAUCGCCCUCUCCACCGGCACCGACGUCGCCAUGGAAGCCGCCUCCAUCGUGCUCAUGUCCACGACGGACCUGCUCGCCAUCCCCGCCAGCCUGUGUCUCAGCCGCGCCAUCUUCGCCCGCAUAAAACUCAACCUGGCCUGGGCCUGCAUGUACAACUUCAUCGGCCUGCCGUUCGCCAUGGGCUUCUUCCUGCCCUGGGGGCUCAGUCUGCACCCCAUGGCCGCCGGCGCCGCGAUGGCGUCUUCGUCCGUGUCGGUCGUGCUGUCCUCCCUGCACCUCAAGUUCUGGACCCGCCCCAAGUGGCUCCGCGUCGCGCUGCUGGAUCCCCAGGCCGACGUCCCCGCGCACGAGGCUGAGGCUGAGCGCGCCGCGUUGGCGGCCCCGGGCGUGCUGGGCACCGCGCGCGAGUGGGUCGUCGAUAGCUGGGGCGCGUGGCGGCGCAACAAGGAGGAGGCGCGGUACGUGCCGCUGCAGGACAUGAGCGAGCGGUAGCCUGGGAGCGUUGUCGUCAGGCAUCUUGUUGUUCAUUACAUUAAGGGGGGGUUUUGUAGUAAUGCGCGUGUUGGUUAGCGAUACCACCUCUGUCUCGUCGUACAUUUUUUCCUUGUUGUUUGAGGUUGUGUCGGGUCGUUGUAUAUAGGAAUGGACUCUGUUCGCACCGCUUGUUCUUCCGCACACUUGUAUGCUUCUACCCUUCUACUCUUCUACCCUUCUACCCUUCUACCCUU
Messenger RNA from Boeremia exigua, 4213 nucleotides. RefSeq names its product E1-E2 ATPase-domain-containing protein. Bases 486 to 3977 code for a protein of 1163 amino acids. Gene Ontology annotation, biological process: monoatomic cation transport; copper ion homeostasis. The transcript has a single exon. NCBI's taxonomy places the organism in Eukaryota, Fungi, Ascomycota, Dothideomycetes, Pleosporales, Didymellaceae. Gene Ontology annotation, molecular function: P-type divalent copper transporter activity; ATP binding; ATP hydrolysis activity. Gene Ontology annotation, cellular component: membrane. The record is from RefSeq and is a predicted model, not a curated record.